UAUUAAUAGUGAUGAAGUGAUAAUAAAAAAAAAAACGCCGUAAUUAUCUCCCCCAACUACACAAAAAAACACAAACAUCAUUUCAGUCUCCUCACUCUCAACAACACCAAAAAUUUAGGGUUUCAAAUCUCUCUGUUUCUAUCUAAAACCCUAACGAAAUGAGUGAUUUAUAGACCAAAUGAAGCUCGAAUAACCGGAAUUGGUAGUUAUAUAAAAGCUUCAGACUUUUGAAGGAAAAUCUAUAUAUCAUCAUAGCUGCAGAAUAUGGACCCGGUGAACCAUGAAGUGACGCACGAUGCCUCACCAAUGGGUACAGAAAAACGAAAACGCGGCCGCCCACGAAAGGAUCCUAGUGAAAAGCGAGCUCAAAAGAUGCGCUCACAAACUGCUGCUCGUAUGCCUUCUGGUUUUGUACAAUUGAACAAAGCUCCACGGGUUGACCCGAUCAAUGAUCCAACUGAAGUUAUGAUUGGACAGACUGUCACUGGUGUUGUUGAAGCAACUUUUGAUGCUGGUUACCUACUCGCUGUCAGGAUCGGGAACUCAAAUAUUACAUUGAGGGGUGCUGUUUUCAAACCGGGACACACUGCUCCUGUCACACCUGAAAAUGACGUGGCACCUCAUGCUGAAAUGAUCAGAAGAACCGAAGUUCCAUUCCCAGCAGAGCUUCUGCCUAAGCGUAGACGCAAACGUCGAUCAAAAGAGAAAAGUAUGCAGCUUGUGGCUUAUGCAGGGAACGGAGGCGACCCGGUGCGUCCUAAUUCACCACCUAAAGGGAACUAUGUUCUAGCCCCUUCAGUCCCAUCAGUUGGUGCGAGAGGAACUGUUGUCCCCGUCGUUCUUCAACCACUUAACCUAUCAAAUGGUUUAUCGACCAAUCAACCCGCACCUCAUUUGAGGGCUGCACAAGGCAAGCCAGUGCACUCAGUUCUGCCAUUGGCGGUUUGCCCACCGAAUGGCUCAACAAGCCAAGUAUCUGAGUCUCAAACUAGCUCCCCGUUUACAGUUACACCCACGGGGUCCGGAAAUGAUAACGCUUCUUUCAGACAAACAGAAGCAGCUAAGGCGAAUAAAUCAAAUGAUGCGCAUGAUCCAGUUGUGAAAACAGAAUUAGAUGUUGGGGACAUGAAUGAGCCUCUUUUUGUCGAACCCCUGCAAACUCGACACACAGUUCAUCAUUUCCAACCUCCACCUGGAAUGGGAGCUGUGAUGCACAGUGGAACUGGGAGAAUGACGGAGCUUUUGCAGGCUGUUCAGCAGAAUAUCGGUGGUGAUGACCACGGUUCUCGAAAUGGACAUCCAGCCGGAGUUUAUAACAUGAGUCGUAACAGAGAUGAUGAAACUGGUCAGGCCGGAAGGAUGUAAGCUAAGUCGAUAUAUGGUAUUUUCUCCAGAUAUUGAAUGCUAUCAAGAUUUGUUUGGGGGUUGACCGCAAGUGCAGAAAACGUUCGUGGACUUUGUUUUCAUCUUAUAGUGCAAAAGAACAGCUAGUGUUAGGAUCAGUUUGUUUACUGUCAUAGAGAAGCCCUUGUUUAUGUUUUCUGAAAUGAGAAAGAUUGGCUUGCUAACUUUGUUAAACUUUGGUAAAAAUUAGAAGUUUCGUAAGUAAUGUAUGCAAGAAAAGAUGAUUUCUUUUUCAUUUCAUUAAACAAGUAGUGUUUUGAAUAAGGUUAUGUUUGUGUUGUGUA
This is a messenger RNA of Erigeron canadensis, 1688 nucleotides long. RefSeq lists its product as uncharacterized. The transcript has 4 exons. NCBI's taxonomy places the organism in Eukaryota, Viridiplantae, Streptophyta, Magnoliopsida, Asterales, Asteraceae. The record is from RefSeq and is a predicted model, not a curated record. The coding region runs from base 265 to 1365 and encodes 366 amino acids.